ACACAAUAGGUUACAGGACAUUAUUCCUAGGCCGUGGAAGGGGUAUAAGAGGAGAUUGUGGGCCUGCUUCCCUGAUCUUUGGGUCCUAAAUACCUUCCUGGUGCUCCUCCCUUGCCCUGCCCCUUGGUGCAUUGGUUUUCCAGUCCCCUACCUCACAAAGCCGACAUCACUCCAGGAUGUGUCGUCUCACAGCGUACAUUGGCACGCCCAUCGUAGCUGCCGAUCUCGUGACUCGCCCCAACCACUCCAUCAUCACGCAAUCUUUCGCCGCACGCGAGCGCCUGUGUGAGACGCACUACACACCGCCCUGCAUCAACGGGGAUGGCUUCGGGAUCGGGUGGUACUCCUCUGACAUGUCGGAAGACCCCGAGCCUUGCAUCUACCGCAGUACCCGACCGGCGUGGAACGACGAAAAUUUGAUGCAACUUUCAGAAAAAAUACGUUCUCAUCUCCUGUUCGCCCACGUGCGGGCCGCGACCCCUGGCUCGGUGGUAGCCGAGCGCCUCUGUCACCCUUUCCGGUGCGGACGCUACCUGUUCAUGCACAACGGCAAUGUGGGUGGCUUCGACCGUGUCCGUCGACGGCUGAUGGAUCGACUCAACGACGCCUGCUUCGAAUUCGCGGUGGCGAACGGGGCGAGCGACACAGUCGUGUGUUUUGCCCUGUUUUUGAACGCCCUGCCCGACCACAUGGCCGUGGUCUCCCCUGACGUGCUCCGGCAGAACAUGGAGGGCGUCGUGGCCCUGAUCGUUCGCACCUGCCAAGAAUGCGGGGUGGAGGAAGCUUCCUUGUUGAACUUUGUCAUCUCGGACGGCCUCAUGCUCCUGGCCACCCGUUUUGUCCACGACCCGAAAUCCCCCGACUCCUCGCCAGCCUCGCUCUAUUUCGGCGCGGGCACGGCGUACGAACGCAAGACGACCACCACGGCUGGCCCGGGGGGAGCAGUGGUGGCCGGGACGGGAGGAGAGUACGGCAUGACCCACACUGACCGGCGGAUCAAAGUCGUGAUCGCCACCUCGGAGCCUCUCUCGGACAACCACACGGACUGGGUGGUGGUCCCGCCCAACAACAUGCUCAUCGUCACGCCCGACCUCCACCUGCUUCUGGCCCCCCUGGGGGCCUCGGACGCGAUGGGCUUUGCAUUGGAGAACAUCAUGUCGAUGGAACGACGGCUUCUGCCGAUCGAACUCCAGGAUACGCUGGGCCCGGUGGCAUCUCGAGCG
Messenger RNA from Nannochloropsis gaditana CCMP526, 1223 nucleotides. Its product is annotated as wd repeat-containing protein. The annotation marks the transcript as partial. The record is from RefSeq and is a predicted model, not a curated record. The transcript has 2 exons.